AUGGGACAAUCGAAGCAUGCCGCUGCGCAAGCAGUCUCUCCACGCCUGACUGAGCUGUCUCUUACUUCAGUGCAAUUUGAUGAGAUACAAAAGGCGAGAAAGAUGCAGACCAUUUCUCCAGAGCCUGCGCAGAACAUGCCCCCGACGCCCUUGGGCGAAUUCACGACCACGUUGAAGAACGAUCACGAGAGCCGGGCAGAUACGUCGCCCCUGCCUUGUCAGAGGCUGUGGGUAAACGGCGGGCCCAAGGAAGCGCUAUGGCAGGGAGUUGAAGAGCUACAGAGAGCCAUGGCUAAGUCGGAGAUGAUCAAGGCACGUCGAGACGAUGGCUUUCACUACGUGAGCUCUGACUACACCCCCAUGGUGAAAGGGGCGGCCACAGGAAGUAGAUGGAGCUGGCCUGUCAAAAACGUCAACAAAAAGUCGACAUCAACACAUUCUGGCUAUCAGCGAUCAGAGAAAUUGCAUCACAAGAAUUCGGCCUGGAAACGGUACCGAGCUCGGGUGCGACCUCAGCUCUGGCAUAGUCGGCUAUAUAUGCGCAUGCAAGACAAAGCCCGACGCCGUGACAGAUGCGUGGCCAUGGGGCACGCACCGCACCGUACUGUUGACCUGGGAGCGUUCUCUGACGCCGGCAGUCGGGGAACGGUGAGCCAGUCUUUGCCGGAAGAGAAGCAGCCAGAAAAUGAUGCAGUUCCGGCAUGGCUCCCAGAGAGACACCAGCGCGUUGACAGUGCCAAGCUCCUGGCGCAGUACAUGGCUACAUCAGACUAUAUCGUAUCGCUAGCUGGACCACCAUUGCCAGACAUGCGAUACGGUGUCAUCAUCGUUCCUUGCGGUGAAGAAGAGCUCCUCCUCAAGCAACCAGACCAGGAAGUUUCCUACGAGGAUGUCAAGACUGCCUACUCGUUUACUGGCGAUGAUAAUGGGCUGCUGUAUGAGGAAAACCCCAAUUCCAUAUUGGGUUGCCAAUCCUCGAUGUCGAGCACCGAAUUCCGCUACUAUGACAGACAGCGACUCCUCGAGGAGUGGGAAGACGAUCAACGAGCUACGCCUUGGGUCCGUCCAAGCUACGGGAGCAACUGGUCCGAGACCAAGAGUGACUCACAGGAGGAGGGGAAUCCCAAACUGGUUGAUUCGGCACAAUUUUCGCAGUGGUCCGCUACCCAUGCACCCGACUAUGGAAGCUGGGUCGGGCAGGAAAACCAGUCCUUUGACGAGGAUGGGCGCCAAGUUGCAAGCGUUAGCACAACGUCAAACGAAACUCAUGAGCCAGAACGCAUGGAGUCGUCCAAGUUAGUCAGUAACCUAAACUUGGCAGGUUCUGCGUCGGAAAACCCGGCUUGGGGCACGUCCACGGUUUCGGAGCAGCUAUCGCAGCAUGCAUCGCAGGCAGCCAUUUCAACUGCGCAUGUGUCGAAUAGGCACCUUACUAGCUCCGAUUCUGCGAUUUCGAAAUUGGUCCCUGACGCAUCUACUGACAGCUACCCAACGCCAGCUCCCGCAACACAUGAUGACGCUGAGGGGCCUCGGAACGUACUAGCUGACCCGUCGUGCGUCCAGCCAUUACUGGUCAAAGGGCAGUCAACUUUUGAGAGAACUUUGAAAGGCGACGGCAAAGGAAAGAAGCGGUACAGAGCUUUUUUCACCGGACUAUUCAACGUCCUUCUGAGGCGAAAGCCGUCGAUUGAGCCACGCCGCCGGGCAGGGGCUUGA
Messenger RNA from Beauveria bassiana ARSEF 2860, 1716 nucleotides. RefSeq lists its product as uncharacterized. NCBI's taxonomy places the organism in Eukaryota, Fungi, Ascomycota, Sordariomycetes, Hypocreales, Cordycipitaceae. The transcript is spliced from 2 exons. The coding region runs from base 1 to 1716 and encodes 571 amino acids. The record is from RefSeq and is a predicted model, not a curated record.